Messenger RNA from Bemisia tabaci, 4953 nucleotides. Its product is annotated as complement receptor type 2. The record is from RefSeq and is a predicted model, not a curated record. Lineage: Eukaryota; Metazoa; Arthropoda; Insecta; Hemiptera; Aleyrodidae.
UAUUGGUUUUGUUUGGUUCCCUCGUCCACUUGCUGUUAUCACCAGAAUGAACAGUAGUAUCCAGGGUGUUUGAACAAAGUGAUCUUCCAUUUAUUUCCUUAGACUUAAUUUUCUUUAUCGUUGAUUUUAGCAUCACGACCUGUUCUUAGUUAAGUGCUGAAGACUUUUCCUAGUCCCUCCAAUUGUUAUCACUAUCCAAAACUCAAGGUUACUGAUCUAUCUCCAAGUCUCAUAUCAGCCAAGUAUUUCAUUUUCCUCCUCUCUCAAGAUAUUUUGUCUGAAUUUUUAAGGGAAUGGAAGGCUGGUUGCAUGUAUCUAUAAUGACGUUGAUGUUGAAUAAAGUCUCGUUUUCUCAAGCCUUCUUAAUUAAAGUGCUCAACUGACAGCCCUAAAAUGGCAGAGAGGUCUCUCACAUACCCAUGGCUCAUUUCAAUAUUGCAAUCAUCGGUUUUCAUCCUUUUCCUCCAUGGCCAAACCUCAGGAGAUGAUACUAGUUAUUCGGCAGUUGUUGAUCUCGGGAAGGAACACAUUCAAGGUAACAGCUCAAAAUGUGGUUUUUUUGGGCCCAUAGAGAAUGGAAAAAUUGAACUGUCUGCGUAUGAUGAAAAUGAAGUCCGCCAAUUCUAUACUGUAUCUUGUCAUCCAGGGUUUGAACUCAAUGGACCAUCUCGGCUUGUAUGCGAAAAAGGAGUUUGGGUGAAUUCCUCAUGGCCCUAUUGUGUCCAAAAAUGUGUUGCACCAGAAAUGAUAAUGAAUGGUGCUGUUGCAAUCGAUGGACGAAGUAAAGAGGAUGGAUUUUUCCUGCCUAAUGCAAAAGCACAUUACAUGUGCCAAGAUGGAUUUUUCCUCUCACCAAGCAUUUCAAAAGAGCGACAAUGUAUCAAUGGUUCUUGGAGUGGAAGAACGCCAGUUUGCAUACGGACGCAAUGCAAUCCUCCAGAACCUCUUGAAAAUGGUUAUCUAGUGGACCGGUAUCACAAAGGAGGCGUUUACUCAAAUGGAGACAUAAUUCUCUAUGGAUGUGAAGAGGGUUUUACUUUGGAAGGUUAUUCCGCAUCAGUGUGUAAUGGAGAGGGUGAGUGGACUCCCAGUGCGAAUCGGAGGUGCGUCAGUAAGAUUGAAGUAGAGUUCAAAAGCAAAUUGGCUGAAGCUCCUGUUUGCCCUCCACCGCCUAACAUUCCUUUCGUCAAAUUCACACGGGUAGAAGGCAUGCAAAUAGCGAAUAAUGUUUUGUCAGGAAGUAUGUUCCAAGCACACUGCCAACCAGGCUACCAAAAUGUUCUCUCGCCUUGUGUUCCUGCGAUUUUUACCUGUAACAAUGGUGUUUGGAAAGGAGAAAUUCCCAAAUGCGAGAAAGUAACCAGUUGUGUUGAACCAGUGAGUGUGUCUCAAAAUGGUCUUCGAUUCAACGUACCACUAGGAACUGAAAUGUCAGGGUCUUUCAGAAUCGGUUCAAAAGUGAUUUAUGAUUGUCUGCCGGGUUAUAUCCUUCACGGAGAAGCUGUUCUCACUUGUUCCAAAUCCGGGUGUUGGGAACCCAAUGCACUGCCUAAAUGCCUUCCUCAAGCUCAGUUGCUCCCAACGUUCAACGGGCGUCCAGUAGACUACGUUAGCGGCACUCUUUUAGUAACUCUCCUCACUGCUGUAACUAUACUCCUGGUCUUGCUUGGUAUUUGCUUGGUUUCUAUGCGCCAAAGGGCACCGCCACCUGCCAUCACAACUGUGCCUCCACCCACGCUCCUCCAGUCUCACCCUGACAGAUUGGCACUCAUCGCAUUUACAGACGCCGUUCAAGUUGGACAGUCUGGCCUGCCAAGCUACGAAGAGGCGACUCGUGAUCGGUUUAGUCAUCGAUUUCAUCGACCUCCCCAUUGGACACAGCCUUCACGUCGUGCUGUCACCCGGCAGCCUUCCAGUGUUGGAGGUGACUCAAUGGGAUCUACUGAUACUAUGACCAAUGAUUCUAACUCAACCAAUGUAACACUGGACACAGUAUCUUCUCACAGUGGCUCUCAGACUGCAUCAUGUCGCGCGAUUUGUGGAUCAUUGGCCUCUUUUGACACGUCCUCCGUCAUCAAUACUGAAGGUGUUCCGUUACUGGAGGAGAGUGAACAAGAAGAAAAUGCCAUCAAAGACAAUGAGAGUGGCUCAUUUAAAUCAGCCCAGCGUGUGUCACCGGAGUUAACGUGAUCCUUUCUCGCCUGAAGGAACAUAUCACUUUUUUGACAGUUCCAUGACUAUUGGUCUGUAUCUGCUCUGGCGGUCUUGUGUCUUCUUUGAAGGCUAAAUCCUUCUCACUUUCCCUUCACUUUUCCUGUCGUAAAUUUCGUAGGAAGGAGGUUGACAGUUGACAGUUCUUACCAAGGUCUCAUUCAAUUAAAGUGGUGCUUAUGUGUGAAUGUCAGAAACCUUGAGGAAAAAGGAGAUGAUAUCGGUGAGUUUUUCCUAAUUUUUGGAAUAUAUUUGCGGGGUUGAGAAACCUUUAAAGAAUGUCAAGCAUUAAGAAGUUUCGUAAAAGUUUUCAUGAGGUGAUGAUUUAUGGAUCACUAAAUUUAAUUCAAACUAACAUGAAGAAUCUCAAGAUUUUCAAAAUGACUUUAUCUUAAAUGCAGUUUUCAGUCGUAAAUUUGAAUGAUGGUGUUUUUUCUUAAAAUUUUUGAGAGUCUGUGAAAAGUAUGGUAUUUUGAUGAGGCUUGUGUUAUACUGAUCCUUAAACUCCAAAUGUGGUACUAACAUGUUAACUGCCAAAAUCGUUUCCGUGAAAUAGUUCCUGCUAGGCUUGGAAAACACGGCAAAAAAACGUGAGAAUUUGAAUUCUUCAAACUACGGUUUUUGCCCAUUGCGGGAUUACUAGUGCUUCCCAUCUGUUGCACACAUAAGUAAUAUUCUACCAUGAGUUCAUCAGAGAGCCUGCAGACAGUGUCUGUGUUGCACAGCAGCGUGAUGACAACCUACCAUUAAAAAUGCUGGCUAAUGUGACUGUUUUGGUCUACCAUGGCCAACAAAAGAAUAGUCUCAAUAGCUGGCUAAGCAUUGAAUGUGAUGCAUUGUAAGAACGAAUUUGCUUUUUGUGUUUUAAAAUUAGACUUUGUAGUACAUCCGUUCCCAGUUAAAAGUAAUUCAUUCCUAUAGUAUAUAAGGAUUCUGAUAUAUUUUCAGAUUAGACAUUCGAUUUUCGGUAGAAGAAUUCUUAUCAUCAAGCUCUUUAUUCAGUCAAAUACCUAAGUCCCAAAAUUAGAAGGUGUUAUCUCCUAAAUGUUUUUUUUACGUACUACAUCGAUUUUGAGAAAGAAUGUUCGUUUUGGGAAAUUAGAAUUGAUUUUAUCAAUUUUUUUAGUGGUCAAUUGUUUUGCUAUUCUCAUCAAGUUUCAACAUUGUUUACAACAACUCCAUACACAAAAAGCAAAAAAAAUGUUCUCAAUUAAUAGGGGGAAAAAAGUGUGAUGAAGAAAUUAGUCAGAUUUUCCUGGAGUUAGGUACUCAAAUGUGGUUUACUCACUUAAAGUUUAUGACAAUGCAUGUUAAUAUUUUCAGGAUAAUUAGUUUGAUGAUUGAUAAACUGUCCAAGGUUUAUUUAAGGGUCAAUCAAAUAUACCAUCUAGAUCAUACUUCUAUCCUCAGUUACAAGUGUAUAUCAAUUAGGAAAGAAAAAACCUCACAGAAAAGCUUCCUCUGCAUUUAUACGUGAUAUCUUGAAGCCUUUCUGCGAAUUUUAAAGCAGUUAACAAAUAAUGUGCUCCUUCAGCACCAUUUAUUAGGUAUCUUUAAAAAUUAGUAAUAGAAGUUUAAUUAUUCUAUUCUGUUUAUUAUCUAAUAUCAUGUAACUAAUGUGCUUUGAAAGCGAACGGGCCGAAGGUUCAAUGUAAAAAUGCAUUGAGUAGACAAGGAAAAAUUUCGCCCAGUUAUGGUACAUAAUUGUAUAUUUUAUUGAUUGCAUUUAGUGCUUUGAGAACAAAUCUAGUCGUCCCUUAGAAUUGAAAGGGGCCCCAUUUUCUUCACAUUGAAGUUUCUUCAUUUUACAGGCAUUAAAUCCAGUACCUGGGAAGAGAGAAAUAUUUAAUGGAAUUAACAGCAAGGUGGUAAAUACUGCCACAGUUUUUAAAAAUUGGAAUUGAUUCAUAUCAGAAAUAAAUUACCACAAGGCUUUUUUCUAGCAAGGGAUGGAUUCUACAAAAUGUGGAUUAUCACUGAGUUUGAGAAAAAAAUACCCUCCUCAUCAAAAUUGAUGUAUGUGGGCAUUUUCUCUCCUGGAAAAAAUUAAUUCUGAUCAAAGAAUCAUGACACGAUUGUAGUGUGGACAUUAAAAUACGGCCGAUGAGUUAUUUUCUAAAAUAGUCUCUCACUUUUUUCGGUCGAAUUGAUCUGAAAAAGUUUUGAGGCAUUCUUUUCAAUACUCAAUAUCACAUUCAUUCAAAGGUAAACACAUGUUUGAAUAAGAAAAUUAUUGAUAGUCCGUUAAAGAACUUUCAAUCCCCAUCCCUCGUUUUUUAUUUCUCUCUUCUAUCUGAGUAAGAUCUUUACUAGAAAUUAAGUGCUUUUAAUACAAAGUCUCUUGUAAUCGUCAGUGUUUUCAUUAACUGCCAUGAGUACUAGAAUGCAAGUUCUGAAAAAAAUUCUGGAUGGUUAAUUUUAUAUUUUUAAUUACGUGAGGUACCGCAAUUUUUAUUUCAUCCCUUUUGAAACAACUAGCUGAGUACCUCACCAAAUUUAUAAUUUGGACCUAUUUUUUUAAAUAUUUUACAUAAAAACCCAAGUAGGCACUCGUUUGGCGCUUCCAUGUAAAGAUUUCAACAAACACUUCCGACUCUUGGCUUAAUGCGAACCAAUUUUAGGUUCGAUUUCUCAAAAAAAUUUACAUAGAAAACUUGUAUUAGCAUGUGAAUUAAUUGUGAAGUUAUUUUUUUCAAACUUUUCAUUUGAAGAAUAAAGAAUUUUGUGUUGAACUAAACCUUA